AUGGCAGACAUGCAAUUUAAAUCUUUCGAAGAGUUGAAGAAGCAUAGUGAUUUGACUAAAGAAUUACUUAUAAAGCUAAAAAAUUCGCCAUCUGAAACUGUGUACAACUCUUUUACAAGUCUUGCUGAGAAAGGCCUUGAUCAGAGGAAUAACUUAGAAAAGAGAUUAGUAUUUCUGUUCCGUGCUGGAGCUGUAGCAUCAAUCCUAUGCAAAAAAGCAGAUUUUGAAAAAUUCAAAGAUAAGAAAGGCCAAGUUUUUUACCUGAAGUACACAGAUUGUGUUAAUGAAAUCGAUAAGUUAUCGCCUAGAGUAGGGCUAUUAUACGAUGACAAAGCGAAUAAGCGCGAACCGCAGAUUAUUCCUAAGAAGGAGCCUAUACCAAAAGUUGUUCCUGUUAAGAAGUCGUCACUGUUUAUUGGACCAAAAGAAGUUGUAGGAGCUGUGAUAAAUGAGAAAAAAUGUGUGGUUGUGUUCGAUUAUCGUUUGGAUAAAUCACGAACCAUUGCUGGUUUGAAUUUUCCAAACUUCAUUGUGAUAUCUGUGGAUAAUGGGGUGAUUGUUAAAGGGCUUAUAUUCAAUAAAUUGAGUACACAACUUCCUGUAGGUCAGAGACCUUUACUACCGAAGGUUUUCGAAGCUGAUCUUAUUGUUUUUAUGGAAGAAAGAGAUCCUACCAUAGAAAACGGGAAUUUGGUAACGGGUACGAAAGCAGAUAUUUUAAGGAGAGCCGUUACUCAAUAUCACCCUCAUCAAAAGAAAUUAGGAGAAGAUAAAGGCCCUUUCAUAUUGAAAGGCGGUUUUGAUAACUUCAAAUUGACUUACCCUACGUACAUUUCUUCUGAUCAGCAAAGUAUUAACAAAGCUGAUCUAGAUGAAGUACAGCUGUGUAUUAAUGAUUAUAAAAAUUCGGUGUCUCACUUGGUAUAUCCCGAUGUUUCUUUGACGAGAGAAAUUUCCCACAAAGAUGUUCCACCAAAGCAAGAACCUUCUAAACGGAAAGAAACAACUUUUGACAUCAAUCCGAAUGCUCCUUCUUCUGCUUUUGUAGUCAGCCACCCUAAGCCUGGUAAGUGUGUACGAUACUCCUUUGUUAUAACCUUUGUUUUGUUGCUGUUCCACCACGUACGCAAGCAAGACCUAGUAAUAGAUGAAGUGAAACCUCCUGUUCCGAAACACUCCCCUCCCCCUAAUGAGCCUCCCGCUAACAAACCUUCCGUCCUUCCUCCUGGACCUUCUAUUGAUAGAAGUAGUAAACCUAACAUUCCUGAACCUCGUCCUCCGAAAACAGAUGCUCGACCACCUCCUCGCAACAACAAUGUGGUUGCAACGAUUGACAGAAGUACGAAACCUCAAAAGAUGAGUACUGAAGAUGAAAGUCGAUGCCUAGAAAUAUAUGACAAGAUGUAUAAAUUCACUGCCGAGGAUUCUUCUCGUAGGUCUGGACCAAGCAGAGGAAACCAAGGCUUUACUGGUCUCUUUAAUACUGGAAAUACUUGUUUCAUGAAUGCGUCUCUCCAGGCUUUAAUUCAUACACCUGAGCUCGUGAGGUUGUUCACCAGAAAAAACUUCAUGACCGAAAUCAAUCCGAAAAAUCAGUUUGGAACUCGAGGAAUAAUAUCUUCCGUGUUCAGUGCUUUACUCGAUCUGAUGUGGAGUGGAGAAUAUUCUGCCAUUCGACCAAAGAAGUUUUUGAAUACUUUUGCAUCUGAAGUUAACUCAACAUUGGCAGACGGUCAUCAGCACGAUGCUUCAGAGUUUCAAAUUUUCUUAUUAGAUGCCUUACACGAAGAUACUAACUCGGUGUACCACAGAGUGUCGUUUGAACAAAAUUAUAAAGGAGGUGCUAGAAUAGCAGAAGAGGCUGAUGAUUACAAUAAGAAAAGUCUUAGAUUUUCGAAUUCCCCUAUUAACCGAAUCUUCAAUUUGCAAACUGUUUCCGAACUUUCAUGCCAGAAAUGCCAUGAUCGCUCAGUAACCUUCGAAGACUGUAGCUUGAUAACCGUUGAGUUGCCUCAAAAUUCUCGCCAUACUUCUCUUGAAGAUUGUCUCAGCAGGCAUUUUUCAGAAUCUCCCUUAGACGAUUGGAAUUGUCCAAAGUGUAAAUCCAGGCAAAUGGCGCAACGGAUAACGAAGCUGUGGAAAUUACCUUCUGUUCUUGUGGUGCACUUGAAACGUUUCUCAAUUGUGAAUGGAGAUUACGAGAAAAACGACAUGUAUGUAUCCUUUGAACCGGAAAAGUUGGAUUUACAAGUAUUCCUUCAUGGAAAAGCCAGUUGGAGUCAGGGAUGUCAAUACAGGCUCUAUGCCAUUACUAACCACCGAGGAAGAUUGAGUAGAGGGCACUAUACAGCACUGGUUGCUCAUGCCACUACUGGAGAAUGGAUGAGAAUGGACGACGACAUGGUGUCACCUACCACUUGUACUCGUUCAGAUUUAGGAGAUGCAUAUAUACUAUUCUAUAGAAAGAUGUCUUGA
Auanema sp. JU1783 is the source of this 2475-nucleotide messenger RNA. The record is from the annotation of a GenBank genome assembly. Lineage: Eukaryota; Metazoa; Nematoda; Chromadorea; Rhabditida; Rhabditidae.